CGGUGGUGCUGCAGCAACGUGCAUCCGCUCCUCUCUGACCCCUCCGUUAAUCUGCAUUCAGCCUGACGCUCUUCCGUUGUUGUUUUUUUUUCUCCAGCCGCUCGACAUCAGAAUAGCAUAUUACCGGGGUUAUUUUUUUAUUUAUUUUUUAUUAGGGCCCUGUUAGACUGACGAUUCGCCAACAGACACGCGGAAGAAGAAAAAAAAAAAAAAAACCUUUCUACUUGCAUCGAUUUUGUUUUGGCUGGUUUCACUUCACCGCACCUCCGCCUCGGGUCCACAUUUGCAGACCCGCCGUCCGCUAACGUGCGUUAUGUGUCGCAGGGAGGACUCGCAGUAAAUAGACGGACACGUCCAUCUGCAAUAGGAGCGAACGAAGAUGGUGAAGAAGGGUUCACCGAAUUUCGCCUCCAAAAGCUCGACGGCAAUGGCGAAGCCUUCCCUGCCCCUGAAGCUUUUUCUCUGGGCGUUCAUUGUCGUUAAUCUUCCCACAAGCUCCUUCCAGGUUGAAGACGAUGACGAGGCUACUAACAAGACGUGGGUGCUGACUCCCAAAGUGUACGAGAGUGACGUCACACACGUCCUAAACAGCCUACUAGACGGAUAUGACAACAAACUCAGGCCUGACAUCGGUGUGAAACCAACAGUGAUCCACACAGACAUGUUUGUCAACAGCAUUGGCCCAGUAAAUGCCAUCAAUAUGGAAUACACCAUCGACAUCUUUUUCGCCCAGACCUGGUACGACAGGAGGUUAAAGUUCAACAGCACGAUGAAGGUUCUACGUCUCAACAGCAACAUGGUCGGAAAGAUCUGGAUCCCGGACACGUUCUUCCGCAACUCGAAGAAGGCCGACGCCCACUGGAUCACCACACCCAAUCGCAUGCUUCGCAUCUGGAACGAUGGUCGGAUACUUUACACCCUCAGGUUGACCAUCGAUGCAGAGUGCCAGCUCAAACUGAACAACUUCCCAAUGGACGAGCACUCGUGUCCCCUGGAGUUCUCAAGCUAUGGUUACCCCAAGGAGGAGAUUGUUUACAAGUGGAAAAGGAGCUCCGUCGAGGUCGGGGACAUUCGCUCCUGGAGGCUCUACCAGUUCUCCUUCGUGGGCCUGAGAAACACCACUGAGGUUGUCAGCACUGUCUCAGGAGAAUACGUGGUGCUGACCGUCUACUUUGACCUGAGCAGGAGAAUGGGCUACUUUACCAUUCAGACCUACAUCCCGUGCACCUUGAUUGUUGUCCUCUCCUGGGUCUCAUUCUGGAUCAACAAGGAUGCGGUACCUGCAAGGACGUCGUUAGGUAUCACCACUGUGCUCACCAUGACCACGCUGAGUACCAUUGCCAGGAAAUCCCUUCCGAAAGUUUCCUACGUGACCGCCAUGGAUCUGUUUGUGUCCGUCUGCUUCAUCUUCGUCUUCGCCGCUCUCAUAGAGUACGGCACGCUGCACUACUUUGUCAGCAACAGGAAGCCGAGCGCCAAAAAGGACAAGAAGAAGAAAAACCCGCUCUCCCGGCUCUUUUCCUCAAAGCAGACACCCACGGUUGACAUCCGUCCACGCUCGGCCACAGCCAUUCAGAUGAACAACGCCACGCACAUGCAGGAGCGGGAUGAGGAGUACGGUUACGAGUGUCUGGACGGGAAGGACUGCACCAGCUUCUUCUGCUGCUUCGAGGACUGCCGCUCCGGAGCGUGGCGGCACGGCAGGUUGCACAUCCGCGUAGCCAAGAUAGACUCGUACGCGCGCAUCUUCUUCCCCACUGCGUUCGGCCUCUUCAACCUGGUGUACUGGGUCUCCUAUCUGUAUCUCUAGGCCUUGGUGGGUUUCCAGCCUUAUCGUAUAGCUCAUUACAUCCUACAUAUGCUCCGUGCCGGCAAGGGACAAUGAGAAAGAGGGGACCCACUGAAAUGACCACUGAUUUGAUUUAAAUUUUUUUCCUUUAAUUCCUUAGUUUUAAUCCCUUGACAUUUUUUUCUUUUUUAUUUGAGAACUUUGACAGACAUUGCAAAUGUUGUAGCAUUACAUUUAACUGGUAGGAGGAGGUUGUGAAAUCAUUGACUAUGUAAGUAAUUAAGAGAAAAAGAAAUUGUGUUCAUGGUGAUGUGAUAUGAUUUUGGACUUUUAUUUUGAAUUCCCUCAAUUUCUUCAAAAGGGGAUCUUGUACAAAUUGCUUUAUUUUAGGACAAAUACAUCCCUUCUAUAGAAAACAAUUGAUAGGAAUCCUAAUUCAGAUCACAUCAAAUGCAAAAAAAUGACAUUAUUUAUGUCUUAUCAUUCCUUUUCACUUUUAUUUUUCACUUAAAAAACUAAAACACAGAAUCUGAAGCACUUUAACAGAGCUAUGUUUGACUGUGAUGCUAAUUUAAGUAAUUCAUUUAAUCAUUGGCACAAUUGCUCAUUGCAUUUUACGUGUGUGGUCAGAGACAAAGAGGUUAAUGCUAUCCAUGGGACAUGCUCAUCUGUACAGACACUGUAUAUAUUUUACUAUUAAAUAGUGGUUUACAUUUAUUGCAUGCACCUUUCAAGCCAAAAAUCAACAUCUUUUAUGGUCUUCUGUUGUUGGCUACGAAAAUAUUUAAAAAAUGACCACUGUUGAUUAACAUUUAAGAUUUAAUUAAACUAUUUUCUAGGAAAAUUGGAAAACUAAAUGAUAAAAAUGUGCCCGGUUUAUCCUUUUUGUUUGGGAAUCAUAUUGCAUACAGGUAGGAGGAUGAGUACAGAAUCAGGCCGAAACAACCGCUUUAAUUAUUUUCCUCACGGCUAUUAGCUCACAGUACAGACAGCACUGACCUCUCAUGCUCCCCUUCAUUUGCUGUUAAAAGUGUGCGUUUACAUAAUGACACACUUCUGUUUAUGUAAUCUUUUACAAGAGAAACUGUGCUAAAAGUAUUGUUUUCUUUAAAACACACAUUGUUGUUUGCCCUUUACGUCGUCAGAGUGAAAGCUGCAACAGUGUAACCGUCACUUUAAUGUGAACGCUGACACACUUUUGGGGUAUUUUGUGAUCCCUGCAGUGGUACGUGAUUUAUUCCAUGUGUCAUUCUUCUGAGUUGAGCAACAGAACAAAAAAACUGAAAAAUAUGAAUGAUAUCAAAUUAAUUUAACUACAAAAAUCACCUUCUUUUUGCGUGAAAAGGUGUGUAUACUUUAUUAUCAAGCGCCUCAUGUCCUAUUUCUGUUAAAGAAACACUGAGAAUUUAAAUUAUUAGAAUUUUAUUAUUUUUAAUAUGUUUUUUUUUCAUUUUUCCUAUAAUAUUAGCUUGAAUUUCAUAACGCGUAAGAGCGUCUUAUACAGUGAGGUCAUUUGAAUUGUAAAUGUGUAUAAUAAUAUGUAACUCACACAAAUGAAAAACACUUACAGGUUACAGAUUCGGAUAGACGCCGGCGUAUAACAAAUGAAGACAGUGCUUCAGUAUAAUUUACAAACUCAAAAGCUGUGGGUCUAUAUCACAUUGUUUAUGUAAAUAAAUUAUGAACGGAAGAAAACACUUUUCCAGCCCUUGGGAUUUUGUAAAACGGUAUAUAUUUUGUAAUUUCAGCAUUGUUACAGUAUAUCAUCAUACAACAUAUUAGAUUUAUUCUACUAUGCUGGACUGACCAUGUAGAAAAUGUUGGGUUAUUGGGGUAUUUAUUUAUUUAUUUAUUCAUAAUGCUAUUUAUUUAUUUCAUUUGAGAAAAUGUAUUUCAUGUUCACACAGCCCAUGAAAAGAAACACAGAAUGCUGUCAUUUAUAUCAAAGAUGCAUUUUUGUUUGAUGUGUCAAUGGAGCUUGAGCUUAUUUAUCUUGUGUUUUCUAUGUUGUGGUUGAUGUACACUACUCUCACAAAGGCCUGUCGCACUGUUAUAACUGUUGAAUUUGUGAGUUGCAACAUUACUUUUUUCGCAGAUUCUGGGUAGGAGACUAUUUUCCGAUUGGGGGGAAAAAAAACACAAAAAACAUUUCCCAAGCCACCAGAAGAAGAACAUUUGCUUGUCUACGUGACUGUUGAUGAUAUCCACCUCCACAAGGGUUUUCUUUGGUCUUGGUAUUUGAGAUCUUUAAUAAAGCAUCAGUGAUGAUAUUAACAUAUUCAUUUACCAGAUUAUCUCAUACUUGCUGAAGUUCUUUCCAUUUUUCCUAUUUAAAUGUGGCCCGUUUGUUUUCCGAAGCUGCCACUUAGUACUCAGUGUGCACAUCCUCCACCUCUGGCAUCUUUUGGGACGUACGUGCGUCACUAGCGACGUAGGAUGCUCAUCAUCAGUAUUCUGUAGAUAGAACUGUACAAGAGUGAUUACAUCUUAUAAAGUGCCAAACUGACACAAAUGCAAUAGAGAAUAUCAAACUAUAAUAUCAUUUUAUCUACUUUUACUGCCUUGAAGAAAAAAGGACAUUUGCUUAAAGUGUGCAUUUCCUUAAAGGAAAUGCUACAAAGCAAACGUUGACCACACCAUGUUUCCUCAGACAUUUAUUCAUGUAUCUAUGUGUUGUUAUUUUUUGCUUAUUGAUUUGUUACUGAUAGAAAAGCAUCAGGACAAUAGUUUGAAUGUAGACCAGACCAUUAACAACAAAACAUAGUUAAGGCUAAUAUUAAUACACUUCAGGCUUAAUCCUGGUUGAAUCAGACGUUGUCAGGAUGGUGGAUUCGCAGAUAAACAAACAUAAAACACGGAAAACCGUGUGCAAAAAAACCUGAUUUGAGUAUUUCCAUGAUGGUAAAAGCUUGUUUAUACAUUUGUCUACACUGUACUGUAAAUGCAGAUCUUUAAAGGCAUAUCGGAGGUACGAUUUAUUCAGUGGUGUGCAUGUUGGAUGUCUUUUCACAAUUGGGACUAAUUCAAGCACUGUUUCAUCUAAUCUCAGUCUCAGUUUGCCUGCAUUGACAUGGACCUUUAUUACACUGUACUCAUUUUUGACGAGAGUGAUUCCAUUUAUUCUGGGACCCACAAAUGAGACAUAUUAUGUAAACCGCACAUGUAGAUAUUUUCUAUUGUUAUGUAUAUUAUCAACAGGUGAAAACAAAAUAAUACACACUGGAAUUAUUGAGCUCAAAAGUACCCAAAAACAAAAAACAAUUCCAUAUGAUCCUCCUACAUACGUUAUGUUAGCUGUUUGUCAUCUAUGUAUGUUGAGUAUUGUUAAAAAAGGGGGGAGGGGGCACUCAUCAAUUCUGUUAGGAUUUGCAUUAUAUUCUAUAUAUGUACUGAAAAAAUCCUUUUCAUAAGGGAAUGGCACAUAGCUGUGGAAUUUUACAAUAAAAUGGUUGCAGUUA
Gasterosteus aculeatus aculeatus (three-spined stickleback) is the source of this 5247-nucleotide messenger RNA. RefSeq names its product gamma-aminobutyric acid type A receptor subunit gamma2 (gene gabrg2). NCBI's taxonomy places the organism in Eukaryota, Metazoa, Chordata, Actinopteri, Perciformes, Gasterosteidae. Gene Ontology annotation, molecular function: extracellular ligand-gated monoatomic ion channel activity; GABA-A receptor activity. Gene Ontology annotation, biological process: gamma-aminobutyric acid signaling pathway; chloride transport; monoatomic ion transmembrane transport. Gene Ontology annotation, cellular component: membrane. The record is from RefSeq and is a predicted model, not a curated record.